AUGGAUCGCGCCUCGUCUUCUCUCCCGGGUGCUGUGCUCACUUCUUCGGCAAUCGCCUCUGCGCACACUCUCGCCGACGUCGUCUCCUCGCUCGCGCCCAAAAUAUCCGCCACUCCCCCGGCCCAUGUUGCAGGAACAUCCUCCCGGUCGACUUUGAGCAUGCUGGGAGGCCUGGCCCUGGGACUCUUCACUGUUGUUCCUAGUGUCCUCUACUGGAUCAUCACCUUUGUUACCUACACACUGCCAACAUGGCUCUUCAGCUUCCUCUCAACGAGUCUGACCUUCACCAUGAACAUGACGACCCUUCUCCUCCUCCUGCUGGUCUUUGCCAGCACCGUCAGCUGGUUCGUCCGGUACAGGUUCCUGAACAUGUACUCUCGUCUGCCUCCGGAGCCUCAGAGGAAGGAGCCGCAGAUUGAGAUCUUUCCUGAAUCUCAGGAAACCGACUCCAAGCCCGGAUUGUCGAACUAUUUCGACGAGUUCCUCAGCGCCAUCAAGGUCUUCGGCUAUCUGGAACGACCAGUCUUCCACGAGUUAACGCGAACCAUGCAGACUAGGAAGUUGAUUGCUGGCGAAACGUUGCUGCUGGAGGAGGAGAAGGGCUUUUGUCUGGUCGUGGAUGGCUUAGUCCAGAUCUUUGUUAAGUCCAAAGCUGGAUCCGAGGCCGAAUCGCCCAACGAAUCCGCUAUUGCGGACGACGAUGAGCCGGAACAUCGUUCUGGAAGUCAUGGAAGCUACCAAUUACUCACCGAGGUCAAGAAUGGUGCUCCGAUGUCAUCCCUUUUCUCCAUACUGGCUUUAUUCACCGACAAUGUCAAGAUGCGCUACGAUGAAGACGACGACUUCCAUUCUAGCGAAUCCAGCGGAAACCUCAAAAAUCAGAUGCGUAUGCCCAUUCACGAUGAAGACGGCACCCCAGAAUCUGGUACUGACAGUGGCGUUCAAUGGACAGGAGCUGGGUCUUCUCGACCUGUAUCGCGGCAAAGAACUCAUUCGAGUAUAACUGGCUUGAACUCUUUCAACAAGGAGCCACCUCCGUUGACGCUUGAUGGAAGCACUGACAGCUAUGGCAAAAACAGCCGAAGACCAAGCCUCAUUCGUGGUGACAGCACACGGACGAAGAAGGCAAGGAGGCAAGCAUCAGCACAUCCCGACAUUGUUGCUCGCGCCACCGUUGACACCACAAUUGCUGUAAUACCAGCGAGUGCUUUUCACAGAAUCACCAGGAUAUACCCGAAAGCGACUGCACACAUAGUGCAUGUAAUCCUGACCAGACUGCAGCGUGUGACGUUAGCUACAGCCAACUCGUACUUGGGCUUAACAGAUCAGGUGCUACGCACUGAGCGAUUGAUGGACAAAUACACUACCUACGAUCUGCCAGACUUCCUGCGAGGCGAAGCAUUAGAACGACUGAAGGACAAGUUCAGAAAGGAUCUCGAGCGUGUAGGCCCGGAAGAAGGCAUGAAAGGUAUUGCCUUGCAUAAUCCGCGUAUCGCACACCGCAGGCGCGCUAGUAGCAGUCUACGGCGCGAUGCGGCAAUGCAUACUCGUCAGAAUGUCCGCAACGGUAGCCUUAAUCCAGACCUCGUCGGCGGCGAAAGAGGUGGAAUCAGCGCCGGUGAUCUCCUGACCAAUAUACAUGCUGCUCGAUCUCCAGCUGGACGUGGGCAGAGAGGCAGCUUUUCACAGCCAUAUUCUGCCCCUCGAGCGAUGAACGGUGACACUCAUGACCCUUCGAGGACAAAACGCGAUCAGUUUAACGCCGAAUAUAACCCACGAGCGACUAUGCACAGGCAAGAAUCGAUGGACGAAGAUGUCAUCUUUCGGGAAUCAAUCAUGGAAUGUAUGGCCAAAGCGAUCGGUCUAACCAACUCGAAAGACAGCCUACGACAGACUAGAUCAGUCGCUCAGUCACCUCGUUUGGUCUCUUAUGAUUCGAAGCGACAAAGCGCCGUCUUCAAUAACGCAUUCGGGUUCAUGGAUCCGUUCGAUGGCUCGCAGGAUGACUCGGAGUCUGUCGCCUCACAGUCUGCUUUCAGUAUUGGAGGGUCUGUCAACAUCAUGGAAGAUCUGAAGAACGAAGUCGAGAUUGUGUUCUUUCCAAAGGGCUCAGUCCUGGUCGAAGAAGGUGAGCGGAAUCCUGGACUGUACUACGUGAUCGACGGCUUUCUUGAUGUUAGUGCCUCGGUCGACGAGCACGAGGCCUCACAUUCGAAUCUGUUCGGCACUAUGGCUAGACCUGGUGGGGUCGAGGCCCCAGAUCUACUAGGCGUGAAAGACAGACGGAGAACUUCGGGAGCCGCAAGAUCAACAUCGGUUUCAGGGUCGGAACACCAUCGAAGACAAAAGUCAGCACACUCACGCAAAAGUCUCUUCCUGAUCAAGCCUGGUGGAGUCGCUGGCUAUCUCGGAAGCAUAUCGUCUUAUCGCUCGUUCAUCGACGUUACAGCGAAGACGGACGUCUAUGUUGGCUUCCUACCGCGCCACGCCAUUGAAAAAAUCGUCGAACGCCAUCCGGUCGUACUCCUGACUAUGGCCAAGAGGAUGACCAGUCUCUUGCCUCGGCUGAUACUGCACAUCGACUUCGCGCUGGAGUGGGUUCAGGUCAACGCAGGUCAAGCUAUCUAUCACCAGAAAGACGACAGCGAUGCUAUCUACAUCGUCCUCAACGGUCGCCUGCGAGCCAUACAAGAAAACGAUGAUGGUGAGAUGAAGGUCAUUGGUGAGUAUGGACAGGGCGAUAGUGUUGGAGAGCUCGAAGUCUUGACCGAGACUACCCGGCCAGGGACUCUACACGCCAUCCGCGAUACAGAGCUUGCCAAAUUCCCGAAGACGCUCUUCAAUAGCUUGGCACAGGAGCACCCUGGAAUCACCAUCAAAGUGUCGAAGAUUAUCGCCUCGCGCAUGCGAGCCCUGAUAGAGAACCCUCAGAACGAGCUCGAAAGCUACAACAAGCUUUCCGUCGAAAGGCCCAAGGUGGCGUCCACCAGCAACCUGCGGACUGUGGCUAUCAUGCCAUGCACCGCUGGUGUGCCAGUCGUCGAAUUUGGCAACAAGCUGCAAAGUGCUCUGCAUCAAAUAGGCACACCGAAUGGGGUGUCCGUGCUCAGUCAGUCUACGAUCUUAAAUCACCUGGGGCGACAUGCAUUCACCAAGAUGGGCAAGCUCAAGCUGGCUCAGUAUUUGGCAGAUCUCGAAGAGAAGUAUGGCAUCGUCAUAUACGUGGCGGACACAAGCGUCAAGUCACCGUGGACGCAAACAUGUCUCAGCCAGGCCGACUGCAUCUACAUGGUCGGUCUUGCUGAAGGGUCUCCAGCGAUCGGCGAAUACGAGCGAUUCCUGCUAACGACGAAGACGACGGCCCGCAAAGAGCUUAUCCUGCUGCAUUCGGAGCGCUACUGCCCCUCUGGCACGACUCGAGGUUGGCUCAAGAACAGACCUUGGAUCAAUGGAGGACAUCACCAUGUUCAGAUGGCGUUCAGGGCAGCGCCAGAAGGUCCCGUCCACACCACUGGACCGAAGCGCUUUGGUAAUGCCAUCAAGCAGCGUGUUCAAGUCAUCCAGGCAGAAAUACACAAGUACACUUCGCGGCGUGUUCGACAAACGCCGCUGUUCUCUGCGGAGACACCUUUCAAGGGCGACUUCCAUCGCUUGGCAAGGAGACUGUGCGGCAAGUCUGUUGGUCUUGUACUCGGCGGAGGUGGCGCAAGAGGUCUGGCGCACGUUGGCAUUAUCAGAUCGCUCGAAGAAGCCGGCUUACCUAUAGACAUUAUUGGCGGUACAUCCAUCGGCGCCUUUGUAGGCGGUGUCUACGCCCAAGAUGCGGACGUGGUGCCAAUGUAUGGACGAGUCAAGAAGUUUGCCGGGCGCAUGGGCAGCAUGUGGCGCUUUGCUCUGGACGUCACCUACCCAUCAGCAUCCUACACUACCGGCCACGAGUUCAACCGUGGCAUCUUCAAGGCAUUCGGUGACUCGCAAAUCGAGGACUUCUGGCUUGACUUCUACUGCAACUCCACCAACAUCUCCAAGUCCCGCUCGGAGAUCCACACGAGCGGGUACGUGUGGCGAUACGUUCGAGCUUCGAUGUCUUUGGCAGGUCUGCUACCUCCCCUCUGCGACGAAGGUGACAUGCUCCUCGACGGUGGUUACACCGAUAACCUCACAGUCUCACACAUGAAGGCUCUUGGCGCGGACCAAAUCUUCGCUGUCGACGUCGGCGCUCUCGACGAUGACAGACCUCAAAACUACGGAGAUUCCCUUUCCGGCUUCUGGGCCUCUCUCAACCGCUGGAAUCCAUUCUCCUCGCACCCCAAUCCGCCUACAUUAUCCGAGAUCCAAGCUAGGCUGGCAUAUGUCAGCUCUGUCGAUAACCUCGAGCGCGCAAAGAGUAUCCCUGGAUGUAGAUACAUGCGUCCACCCAUCGAGGCGUACGGUACGUUGGACUUUGGCAAGUUUGAUGAGAUCUAUCAGGUUGGGUAUCAGUAUGGCAAGAAGUUCUUGGCGGAUUUGAGGGAGGAGGGGGUUUUGCCGCCGAUUGAGGAGGAGACGGAGGAGAAGAGGAAUUUGAGGAGGACUAUGGCGCCGAGGAGGGCGAGUAUAUGA
Molecule: messenger RNA, 4602 nt
Organism: Fulvia fulva
Lineage: Eukaryota; Fungi; Ascomycota; Dothideomycetes; Mycosphaerellales; Mycosphaerellaceae
Product: Lysophospholipase NTE1
Exons: 1
Coding region: 1-4602 (1533 amino acids)
Biological process (GO): lipid metabolic process
Cellular component (GO): endoplasmic reticulum
Molecular function (GO): phosphatidylcholine lysophospholipase A1 activity
Source: RefSeq, a predicted model, not a curated record